Aspergillus costaricaensis CBS 115574 is the source of this 580-nucleotide messenger RNA. Its product is annotated as YciI family protein. Lineage: Eukaryota; Fungi; Ascomycota; Eurotiomycetes; Eurotiales; Aspergillaceae. The transcript has 4 exons. Bases 67 to 483 code for a protein of 138 amino acids. The record is from RefSeq and is a predicted model, not a curated record.
CUGACUGCAGAACCAAGGACAACAAAAUAUACAUAUCGUCAACACACACCUGAAUCUUGCUUCAUCAUGUCUUUCUUCCGCCUUUCUACAAGGGCUCUACCAGCCAAUCUGCUCCCCCGCCAGCACGUCGCCCGCCGCACCAUUGCAACAGCAAGCAAGAAGGAAUGGCUCUGCAUUAUUCCUGAUACACCAGAGGGUCCCGAAUUGAGAAAGAAAGUUCGAGCGACUCACAUGGAAGGAGUCGGCCCCCUCGUCCAGGCGGGAAAGCUAGUCGCAGGUGGUGCGAUGCUGGCCACUCAUCCCGAGGAAGGCAAAGAUCUGUCAUUCAAGGGCAGUAUGCUUGUGUAUAUGGCUGAAAACUUGGAGGAAGUGCACCAGCUUAUUAACGGCGAUAUCUACGCUAAGAGCGGCGUUUGGGAUUUGGGAAAGGCGCUUGUUGUCCCGUAUUUGUCCGCCGUGAGGGAGCCUUUGAAGAAGGAUUAGGAAUGAUUAUUUAUUCUGUGUCUCUCAGAGAUUAGUGGUGCUAUUUUUCCUCGAUGUUUUAGAGAGCGGCCAUCGUUGAGCACAUAUAAUUUCUUAG